This is a messenger RNA of Oldenlandia corymbosa var. corymbosa, 711 nucleotides long. The record is from the annotation of a GenBank genome assembly. Lineage: Eukaryota; Viridiplantae; Streptophyta; Magnoliopsida; Gentianales; Rubiaceae.
AUGGAGAAAGUGUCGGAAAUAAGGUCCGCCAUUGAUGAGUUAUCCAUGGUGGUUUUCAACAAAGUCAAACCCGGCGAUGAUCAUAGUGGUGGUGGUGGUGCCGCCAUUGAUGAGCAGAAGCAUAAUAAUAGUAUUUCUGCCUCACACAAUGCUCAUAUUUCCACUAAGCCAUUUCUGGCAGUUUGCAACUUACUUCUUCAAGUUCUUGAUAAGAUAGGGCCAACGAUGGCUGUAUUCAGACAAGACAUUCAUCAGAACAUUCAGCGGAUAGAGAAGUUGUACGAAUCAGAGCCGUCAGUAUAUUCGAAUCUAGUGGAAAUAUUGAAGAAAGAGAAAGUUGAAGGCAAAGCAAGAACUGGUCAUAGCUGUAGUAAAGCCUUUGUUUGGUUGACCAGAUCAUUGCAUUUUACUGUUACUCUAUUACAAUUGUUGGUGGAGGAUUUGAAUAGGAAUUUGGAACAAGCAGUGGAAGAAUCCUACAAUCUCACUCUGAAGCCAUGGCAUGGAUGGAUUUCAUCAGCAGCAUAUAAAGUGGCGCUUAAACUAGUUCCAGAUACGGAGUGUUUCAUUUCUCUUCUGAUGACCAAAAAUGAAACUCAAGACUUGCUUAAGGAAGAAAUGUGCACCUUCAUUUCACUAUGUGCUCCUGUUUUAGAAGAAAUUCAUAGUGUUCUGAAAGCGUAUGAACUGGAUAGAUUAAGGUGUACUUGA